Molecule: messenger RNA, 2043 nt
Organism: Drosophila arizonae
Lineage: Eukaryota; Metazoa; Arthropoda; Insecta; Diptera; Drosophilidae
Gene: Rcd2
Product: Reduction in Cnn dots 2
Molecular function (GO): protein binding
Source: RefSeq, a predicted model, not a curated record
UCUUCAAAAAAAAAAAAAAAAACAGAGCUUGAACGCUUUCAGGAUCUCAGCGCGACAUAACCUACAUCAAUAUCAAAUUUACAUAAUACAAACUCACUCACACACCACCUGAUUAUACAGACAUGGCCCAGCUGGAUCUCAUUGGAAUUUUGUGCGUGGGACUUUUACUGUUUGCCUGCGCAUCAGCAUCUAUCAGAUCUUUAGAAGAUAACUAUGAACAGCAAAACAAAACUGAUCUCGAAUUAGGCUAUCGCAAUCCCAUACUUAUAUGCAAUACGAGAAACUCGCCUGAUUGCCCCGCACAUAGCAGACUUGCCUACAAGUUUAACCAAAGCCUUUCCUGCCUCGAAAGCUACUGCACGUGCGACGAAUGCUCAAAGAAGCCCAGAUGUAAGCCGGGCCUGGUGCUCCAUGAACUGAGCACAGGCAACGGACAGCCGGGCAGCUGUUGCUCCAAAUAUGAAUGCGGCCCGAUACCGGACUGUGUUGAGGGCAGGCCCAUCAUCUAUUGGAGAGAUAAUUGCAUCAGAUGCUCCAGCUGCCAUGAAAUGUGCACCUCAGAGUGCCAACAGUACGAGGGGCCAGCGGAGAACUGUCUGUCCAGUGAUGGACAGUAUAAGUCGAUCAACGAAUCCUGGAUCCAGGGCAAUGGCUGCGAAACCUGCACCUGCAUCGCUGGCAUGGAAACCAGCUGCGUGAGUGUGCUAUGCAAGACUCCCGAAUGCGCCAAUCCAAAGAAAGAGCCAGACGACUGUUGUCCCGUUUGUGCUGAGCCAGAUAUCAUUACCACAGAGGCAACACCUUUUAUACAGAUGAGCUCAACUGCUUGGAGCAGCCCAUCCACAGAGAGCAGCUCAACUGCCUGGAGCAGCCCAUCCACAGAGAGCAGCUCAACUGCUUGGAGCAGCCCAUCCACAGAGAGCAGCUCAACUGUUGAAACUGAAUUCAAGGAGGAUUCUCAAGAGCUCAACAGUGAGGAGGAAUUCGAAAGCACAACUGAGCAGCCGACAGACAAGGAAAUAAAGACCAUGGGAAUGGGAACAACCAUACCAGCUUAUCUUUAUAGUGCGAAGGGGAGCAGCACAGUAAAAAACAUGGAAGAAGAUGAGGAGAGCAGCAUGAGCAGCAGCACAGCUAACAGCAUGGAAUAUACAACACUCUCAGCCACAUCGGCCACAUCGGCUCCUGCCGCACAGACUCCUGAGUCGACCAGUUGGCAUCGUGAGUCAGCCAUCGACGAUAAUGAAUAUCAUUAUCCGCAAAAUUCUGAUGAUGCAGUGCGUCCAAGCAAUAAGCAAAAUGAUUUACUUAUAGGGCUAUCUGUAGUUUUCAUCGUCAUUAUCGUUGCUCUGGCCAUGGCAUGGCGAGUAAAAGCCCAUUGCAAACACUGCAAGAAGUACGAUAUGGUGCCGUGUUUGGAGGCGAAUAAGUCGCAAGAUCCUAAUAAACGAGGGGAUCAGCCGUUGAUGGACAAACAACAAAACGAGACUGUAAAAUAAAUCGAUAUCAUUCCCACAUUUACAUACAUAUAUUCAUAGUAGUAGCAUAAAUAUAUACUAAUUUAUUAUUUAUAAUUUAUUGGAACAGUUCGUUGCGAACUCUCCGCCUAAAGACAAUGCUCCAGCGAAAUCCGCGAUUUUUGUAAUAUUUCAUCAACUUUAGCACACACAAAACUUAGAAGGGCAUUCUAACUAACAUUUGAAAAGUAACAAAUAUCAAUCUGUAUAAGCUACAAAAUCAUGAUUAUAUUUUAUAUACAUAUACGAUAAGGAAUGACUAUGUUAGAUGAGGCCAUGCCCCAUUUUACCCACAUUAAAAGGGGCUUCUGUGCAUUAGAGUACACACAAUCUAAGACAGUUAUUUCUUAAUUAAACAAUGCAUUGUGAUAAAUUGUAUUAGAAAACAUCGAAAAAGUAUAUAUUAAACAAAUGAAACAAAAAUUAAAAUAAUUGAUAUACCAAAAAGAUUAGAAUAAGAAGCAUUUCUAGCAUCUCUCCCCCAAAUACACGAAAAUCAAAUAAAGCGAAAAACUGAAGAAAUUAA